AUGCAUGCAAAGGAUCGACAGGAGGUGGAGAAGAAACAAACAUCGAACUAUGCGGAGGGUGGAAGAGCUAAGUGUGUACUGCUGCGCUUACCGAUUGCCGUCACUGUCGCAUUCGCGUGGUCACGUCGCCUUCCGGAGGUUGGCAGAACCAUGGACCAUACCGUCACCUCCACCUUCUUCCUCACUGCUCAAUCGGCAUGCAUUCUGUCCUCUCUCGUCUACAAAUCCGGCCGCGUGAAUUUUUUUUGUGUCACAAACAAAUAA
Molecule: messenger RNA, 264 nt
Organism: Hydatigera taeniaeformis
Lineage: Eukaryota; Metazoa; Platyhelminthes; Cestoda; Cyclophyllidea; Taeniidae
Source: the annotation of a GenBank genome assembly